AUGGAGGAGCACCCCCUCAUGACGAGGUUCCCCGAGGACGCCGAUUGGGAACAGUUCGACAACUUGACAUUGCGCAGGCAAUGCUUAGUUCGCAACAUUCCUAACGAUCAAACCACCCGGAACUACAAGAUACGUGUUCUACAAGAGUAUCAAAAGACUCAUGUCACCGAAAUCAGACAGAUCCCUUGGUGCGGCAAACCUCAUUUUCCCACCUGGAAAGAGGGAUCUUCGCGCUUGGGACUAUUUGAUACCUACCAAAUAGCACAGGUCAAAGACAGGAGUACCUCAAACGGAACGGGUUUCAGGAAAGAUUUCACCUUUUGCGACAAGGAAGGAUGGACCUGCAUUGUUGCCUUCCAAGAGAUACCGACUUGCACUUGUCGGUCGCAAGCCACGUGGGAAAUUGAAAAGUACCGUGAACAGAAUCAGGAACCGGCUGCCACCACUACCGCAACGAUCACUUCAGCGCUACCUACACAGACGGCGAAUGUUAUCCAGCAACCCUUCGAGCGCAAAGAGAACGAUGAUCAUAGCGUGGAAAGCUCGAGCUCCCCAAAGAACCAAGACCACAGAGACGCACAAGUCGACGGCAAUCCCGAAAUCAACCAAAGCCCUUCUCAUGGAACCAUUAUGGGCGAUACACAUCCGUCUCCAUCUUUAUCCUCGUCAUCCGACUUUCCGUCUCCUUCUCAGUCCGCUGUCAAACAACAAGAACUCCUUACCCUUCCCCAUGCUCAACAUCCCUCUCAAGCGUCUAAAGACGCACUCCCUCGACUCAUGAACUUGACUCCCUUGCCUACUGUACCCCUACAGAGGAGUGCGUCUGUUUCGCUCACGAGUAACCUAGAGCCUAUGUCGCUGGAGUUGAAGCAUCAAAAGGAGCAAGAGCGAGUAGAGAAGCUGCCACGGGGUGUUUCUCUGGACUUCAGUCCGGCCUUGGCUAAUUCCUGGACUUCUGUUGCAUUAGGUGGGCAUACUUCUGGUCAGACCCCGGUCCUCUCGGCUGUUGGCAUUGAUUCUCAGGAUUCUGCUUCCGCAACUGCAGCCGUCACUGUCCAGACCGCUACAUCUGCCUCCCCUGGUGCUACUCCGGGUGUUGUCGAUGGUCCUUGUCCAGUCAAUACGACCGCUGAUGUUCGCCAGCGAAAAGCGGCCAAGUUGGUGCGGAAAUGUCGUCGCUUGGAAAAGGAAGCAUCCUACAUCGGGAAGCGUGCGAAGCGCAGAAUCAAGAAGAUUCACAAAGAGUACAAACGUGAGCUCAAGAUGCUCAAGGAGAAGAGAGAGAGGCUCGAAAGGAAACUGAAGGCCAUUGACUGAGGGUCUAAAAUUAGAGCGAGGAAUGAUGUGUUUGAUGAGAGAUUGUGGGAUGUCAGUUCAUAUGUAUAGAGAGGGCUCGAGGAGAAGGAAAAUAUUAUCCGCCGUUUCAGAACGGGAAAUGUGCAAGGAGUGAAUUAGUUCCGGCUUGUACGAGUAUGACCAUCUAGAGACCUGAAUGUCAGCUAAUAUGUUCAAGGCUGCGAGAGCAUGACAUAGUGGAUGGUGAAGGACACAGGUUGAAUGUAUCCAGUGAGAAUAGAGAUUUCAAACAAAAAGGUGACGAUCCCGACAAAAGUUUCCUGAUGAAG
Neurospora tetraspora is the source of this 1625-nucleotide messenger RNA. RefSeq lists its product as uncharacterized. Bases 1 to 1317 code for a protein of 438 amino acids. The transcript is spliced from 3 exons. The record is from RefSeq and is a predicted model, not a curated record. Lineage: Eukaryota; Fungi; Ascomycota; Sordariomycetes; Sordariales; Sordariaceae.